This is a messenger RNA of Rhodotorula toruloides NP11, 1104 nucleotides long. Its product is annotated as secretory pathway protein Ssp120. The record is from RefSeq and is a predicted model, not a curated record. Gene Ontology annotation, molecular function: calcium ion binding. Lineage: Eukaryota; Fungi; Basidiomycota; Microbotryomycetes; Sporidiobolales; Sporidiobolaceae. The transcript has 7 exons. The coding region runs from base 1 to 1104 and encodes 367 amino acids. Gene Ontology annotation, cellular component: extracellular exosome; endoplasmic reticulum-Golgi intermediate compartment.
AUGCGCACCACGACUCCCCUCGUCGCAGCGACGGCAUUCGCGGCGGCCGCUUCCCUCGCCUUGGCGCACGGGGACCAUGCAGAAGUCGAUGAGAACCCGGAUGCGACCUACGCAGAGCUGCACAUGGCUCAGGAGCACCACAUGGACUCGUUCGACAUCCAGGCGUUCUUCCACCUGCAUGACCUGAACCGCGACGGCGUCCUCGACCGCAACGAACUCGAGUCGAUCUACGGCGUCCACCACGAGAAGCGCCGCAAAGGCGCCAAGAACCUCGAGGUGCACACGCAGCAGGCGAAGGACAUUGUCGAAGCUGUCCUUGCCAAGCUCGACACGAAUCAAGAUGGCGUCCUGACGAUGAGGGAGUUCGUCGCGGGAGGAGUCGGUGGACUGCCGAACUUCAAGGGUGUCGAACACCUCGGGCAUCACUACGACGCCGAAGGAGAAUAUUUCUUGCACCACGAGGAGAAGUACCACAACACGCCCGAGACGCAGCGCGAGGAGGACUACGUUCACCCUGAAGACAUCGAGCACUUCCUCUCGCACGAAGAGAUCGAGGAGCAGGAAGACGAGCGCGUCCGCCACUUCACGGGCGAAGAGCCCGAUUUCACGCCUCAACAAGCUGCCGCCGCGUCGCCCGAAGAAGUCCAGCAGCACAUCUUCAACGAGCUGAACGGGCUCGCUGACGAGGCUACGACGGCUGAUGAGAAGGCGUUCGUAGAGAAGGCGACGGCGGACGAGGACAAGGGCAAGCCGCAUGCCGAGGUGGUCAAGCCGCUCGGGCAGAAGGAGAUGCCUCCUCCGACAUACAACCCCGCCGGCGGGGCCGCGCAAAAGAUGUUCGAGACUCCUCCGCUGGACGACGGGUCGCCCGAGACUGCGCCGACGCCGCAGGAGCGCGCGAGGCGCGAGCGCGCGCAGUUUGCGAGGCAGCAGGCGGCCAAGUUUUCGAAGGAUGUCAGGGAGGCGAUGAAGCGUGGUGAGUGGGGGAGUGGGCAGGGCGCGGACAACAAGGGGUCGUUUGCGAGGCCGAAGGAUGCGGCGGACAGGUUGAGGAGGAACGUUCCGUACAAGUACAAGGUCCGCAAGACGUGGUUCGAAUUCUAG